This is a messenger RNA of Styela clava, 1365 nucleotides long. RefSeq lists its product as uncharacterized. The record is from RefSeq and is a predicted model, not a curated record. NCBI's taxonomy places the organism in Eukaryota, Metazoa, Chordata, Ascidiacea, Stolidobranchia, Styelidae.
AGCAUCCACUUAUCAGAAAUAAGUUGACGUAGUGAUGGUGACGUAACAAUAGGAGUGAAUUGCACAACCAGUUUUUCGCCCAGCGUUCUCGUGAAUGUCAACUCCUUUCCCCAUUUUCAUUCGUAAAUUUUUAAACAAAAAUUGUUACUAUAAUUUCGUAAUCACCAUAACGUGACUGCCUUCGAUUUUGGGGAGUUUCAGUAAUAGCCGAUGUAUGUAAUCGGGGAAGCCAGCGAAAAAUAGAAUACACUAAAUUAAUUGCCAGCACUCAAGUGUUUGAUGUUUCCUACAACCCUACUUGAGUCAAAUAACAAAAACAAUCGCAAGGUAUACGCUAGAAACGGCUGUAUUGGACAAAUUUUUAUGAGGUAAGAGAAAACCCGAUCGAGUGAAUAUCAUUCCGUGUGACGUCAUAAUGUUAAUUGCUAUUGGCGACCAGCUGACAAUCAGCUGAUCCAAUUUACAAAUCCCAGCAUAUUUGAAGAAAAAUUCCUACGUUGCGGACCUCGUCUACAACUUGCGAUACUUUUUCAAUAUGGAGAAGAAUUUUGAAGGUUUGAAUAUCAUAACAAAAGAGCAGGCAUUUGGGAAACAAACUCAAAAGCCGACGGAAUUGAUGAAGACCAAUCAAUUAGAAUACGGAAAUAAGAUAUCGGCGUCCGAUCUCAUCGAAAAGCCAACUACACGUCGUUCAAGAAGUGUUGAUACUGGUCGCAGAAUGGCAUCUCUUCUAGAACCCCAUCGAUCAAGAAGUGUUUGUAGCAUGGGCAAUAGAUUGGAGAUUGAACUUUGCAAUAGCGGCGAUGGCAACUUCCUGUGUCUACCAAAUAUAGCAAAGACGAACAAUGAGGGAAGAAUCAGUACGGAUAGCGGUUCCGCGCCAAGCAAUCCGGUUGUGACUUCCUUUUCUACUUUUGCGGCCAAGAGCAGUGCGCCUAUUUAUUCUCCGCCACCAACUCGAAAACCAUCAAACCCGAAAUCCGCAAAAGGAAAAUGGAAACGCCGUCAUCAUAGAGUUCACCCCACUGCUGAUAUCUCAGUUUCCGCACCUCCCACAGAUGGGCCGACGCGAGGUGACAAAAAAUCGUCAAAAAUCAAUCGGUUUUUCAAAUUUUCACUGGCAAAAUGGGGUAUGAUGGCGCUGAAACCUCUCACGGUGAUGUCCUCGCCGUUGAUGACUUUUAUGUAAGCAUUUUAUGACUUACAUUAGUUAGGGUAUUAAUAUUUUUAUUUUGUGAACUAUUUGUUUGUUGUAUUGGGUAUUUGGGUCCAUAUUUAGUGUGAUAAAAGAUAGUUUAUAUAUAGUUCAUAAAGUUUUAGUGACUAAAUACCCCUGAGAUGAAUAAUUAAAUCCGAUCCUAAGUA